Messenger RNA from Dermacentor silvarum, 783 nucleotides. RefSeq lists its product as uncharacterized. The transcript has a single exon. The coding region runs from base 1 to 783 and encodes 260 amino acids. NCBI's taxonomy places the organism in Eukaryota, Metazoa, Arthropoda, Arachnida, Ixodida, Ixodidae. The record is from RefSeq and is a predicted model, not a curated record. Gene Ontology annotation, biological process: DNA integration. Gene Ontology annotation, molecular function: nucleic acid binding.
AUGGAGGUGUACUCAGACAACGGACCCCCUAUCUCAAGCAAUCAGUUCGCGGCAUUUUCAAGCGAAUACGAUUUCGACCACAUCACCUCUAGCCCUAGAUAUCCACAGUCAAAUGGCCUUGCGGAGAAGGGGGUGCCAGUGGUCAAACGGAUACUAAAGGAAACCACUGAAACCAAUCAAGAUUUUUGGCUUGGUUUGUUGGCUUACAGGACAACCCCCCUGGAUGGUGCGACGUCCCCGGCAGAGAUCCUUCAGUCCAGAAAGCUACGAACAACGCUGCCAGACAUUCAGGACGGCCUUGGUCUACAUGUUGUCAAGCAUCGUCAGACAGCAAGUAACCCGCAAAUGCUGCCACCUCUGAGCCAAGGUGACAUUGUUCGUGUGAAGAACUUUGUCUGGGAUGAAAAAGCAAAGGUCAUGCUGCGCUGGGCUGAACCCAGUUCCUACAAGGUGGUCACCGAAGAUGGGAGAUUUCGACGUCGCAACCGAAGGCACUUGCGGCCUACGAAAGAAACAUUUUGGCGUUUACUUGAUGACGACAGUGAGGACACUUCCGGGAUCAGCUCAUCGCAAUCGCAGCAGCAACAGCAGCAGCGACCGUUGACGCUUGAUAGGCACGCAGUCUCUAGCACCCCUGGGAAUAGCACCUCGCAGCCGCAACAGCGACCAGUGACGUCUGAUGGUGGUGCAGUGCUAAAUGCUCCGCUGUGUAGGGGAUCGCAUAGAGAAUGUGUACCCCCACGACGUUUGGCCAAUGGCAGGAACUUUCAGCAAAUGCCCUAA